CUUCCGGGUACAAACAAACUACAACAUGGCGCUGUCAAUUUUGUACUGGUCGAGAUACGUCGACGGCCAUGUGAAGCUUACAAGAAAAAGUGAAGCAGCGGUAGAAAGCGGGAGAGUAUUACGAUUUUCCAUCGAUGAACUGAGAGUGAUACAGGCAAAUGUUCAGGCAUCCAUGAGAGAUACGUCGUAUUCUGUCCAGAUAUUCCUAGAGCAAGAAAACAAUGGUGCAGUGCAGUCUACACGUUGCCAAUGCCCUAUGGCUGAGUAUAAAUGCCAUCAUGUAGCAACAGUCUUGUUGUUUGGGUACAAGAGAGCUAGCAAAACAGAUAUAAAAUGCAGUUGGCUCAAACAUCCGAAGUCAGCACCUCCAAAGACUACAGUUACAAUGACUGACUUAUAUCCCCCAAGGCAACAAGAGUACAGGGCUCUUAAGAGGACUGUCACAGCAGACGACAGAUCAUUUCUAUAUAACUGCCUAGGGCAGUUAGGGCGUUUCACAGCUUUACACUGGAUUCUGUUGGAGGAACCCAAGCCGCCACAACUUCCAUUACCACUGAUUGAAGAUGUGUUAUUAAGCCCAGGAUACCUUUCAUCACAAGAUCCACGCACAUAUUUUAGGCGAUCACUUGUUCUGUCCCAGGAAAAGAUAACCCAGAUAGCCUUCAUGACAACCGGGCAGAGGGAAAACUCCCUUUGGGCAGCCGCCAGAAAGCUCCAAUUCACUGCCUCCAACUUUGGACAAAUAAUUGCUGCUUCCAAACGCAAUCGAUUAUGUGCAUCCCUGAAGAAACGGCUACUGAGCGCCUACAAUCUUCAGAAGAGGGCGCCUAUCCAGUGGGGAAUAACUCAAGAGAAAAAUGGGUUAGAUGCAUAUUGCAGAACUGGAGGGGUGACAUUGGUACAAACUGGCAUUUGGCUUCAUGAAUCAGGCAUCCUUGUGGCUUCACCUGACGGGUUUGUUCAAGGAGAUUAUUGUGGCCGCGUUCACCUCCAAGAUAAGGAACAGCCAGUAAUGUCACCAGACAUCAUCGAGGUGAAGUGCCCUUUCUCUGCCAAGGACAUGACUAUUACGGAGGCAUGCCAUUCAAACAAAGACUUCUACCUAGACCUAUCACCAGAUGGCAGGAUGUGCUUGAAACGCUCACAUGACUACUGGCACCAAAUUCAGGGACAGCUUCAUAUUACUGGCACUCAGUGUUGUGAUUUGGUUGUUUGGACAACGAAAGACAUGCAAAUUGUUAGAAUAUUAAAAGACAAUUCUUGGGCAAUUAAUAUGUCUUCUAUGAUUGAUUUUUACAUGUUGACAUUUUUACCAUCUCUUAAAUGAAGAUAUACUUUAUUGAGUUUAUUUUCUUCAUGAAAAUGAUGAAUGUACUAAUGUAAUAGCUGACACUGAAAAUGGACCAUUGUCAGAGUUUGACACUGCCAUUAUAAAAGAUUUAGUAGUCUGUAUCACAUUCAAUGUUAACUAUCAAACAGUGCUUUAACAAACUUCUGUCAUCUUUGAAAACUAUUUUAAAGUUUGAAAAUUUGUUAAUUGAAUCAAUUAUUUUAAACAAAAGGGAAGUCCUGCGAUCAUUACAGAAACUCUUUUUAUAUAAAAAAAGCUGGAUCACAUGGCGUAUGCACAAUUAACCUCAAUUCUCGUUUUAAAUUUGACCUUAUGCACAGAAAUUUGGUGUGUUAUUUUAAAUUUCAUACAGGUGGUGUUUGAUUAUCAUGCACAGGACACAAACUGAAGUAAAAGAAAGAUCUUUU
Molecule: messenger RNA, 1758 nt
Organism: Mya arenaria
Lineage: Eukaryota; Metazoa; Mollusca; Bivalvia; Myida; Myidae
Exons: 8
Coding region: 26-1327 (433 amino acids)
Molecular function (GO): zinc ion binding
Source: RefSeq, a predicted model, not a curated record